UGCCGGCCAGCGCAGGAUGUGGGCCCUGCGGGCCACCAUCCGCCCGGCGGCCUGGCUGUCUCGCGUAGUUCUCGGCCGCCGGGCUCCGAGACCCGCGCCGCCGCUGCUGGUCUGCCCCGAGCGCGCGUUCGCCGCCUUCGACCCCGGGGACCUCAAGGGGCGAGGGGGCGGAGGACGGGGCCCACCGGCUGAUGGCCCGAGAAGCCGAACGGGAGAGGUGGAGGAACCGGAAGAUGCCGAGGACGAGGAAGAAGAGGAGGAGGAGCUGCUGAGGAGGGACCCUUUGCUGCCGGUGGGGACCCAGCGCGUGUGCCUGGUUCACCCUGAGGUCAAGUGGGGACCCGGGAAGCCGCAGCUGACCCGAGCUGACCGGCAGGUGGCAGAGGCGGAAUCUCUGGUCCACACGCUGGACCACUGGUCGGUGGUGGAAAGGAUGGUGGUGCCCGCCAGAACACCCGACGGGAAGGUCCCGUUCAGCAGCGGGACCCUGCGGCACCUGACAGAGAAAAUCAGAGCGUUGCCAGAAAUCACCGCGGUCUUUCUGAAUGUGGAGAGGAUGGCCCCGCCCACCAAGAAAGAACUGGAGGCCGCCUGGGGCAUGCAGGUGUUUGACCGAUUCACCGUUGUUCUUUCCAUUUUCCGCUGCAACGCCCGGACGAAGGAGGCCCGGCUGCAGGUGGCGCUGGCUGAGCUCCCCCUUCUCAGGUCCCACCUGAGCAGCACCACCCGCCUGGAUGGACGGGGAGGAGGCUCACGCUACAUCAUGGGGUCAGGAGAAUCGCUCGUGCAGGUGCAACGGCGCCUGCUGAAGGACAAGGAGCUGAAGAUUCGGAAGGCGCUGGACAGACUUCGGGAGAAAAGGCGUCUCCUGGAAAGGCAGCGCAGACGGCGGGAGUUUCCUGUGGUCUCCAUGGUGGGAUACACAAACUGCGGGCCCACGGCGGGUGCCCCGUCAGGUCAGCAGCGUGGUCAUCGAGUGCUGGACAGCGGACUGCACUCCCCUCUCUUACAGGCUCUCACCCUGUGGGAAACGGCGAGUGCGUCCGCACGGCGGCGUCAGCACCGAGCUUCUGGAGCUCCGCCGAGGCUGCCGAACUCAGUACUGCUAGGUUACGCCCGCGGCCCGUGGCUCACCAGCACAGAGGAGUCUGUGCCCCGGGACCUGUGUGGAAAAACCACGCUGAUCAAGGCCCUGACGGGUGACGACGCCGUCCGGCCCCAGGAUCGGCUGUUUGCGACACUGGACGUCACAGCCCACGCGGGGUGGCUGCCCUCCCGCGUGGCCGUCAUCUACAUGGACACCGUCGGCUUCCUCUCCCAGCUGCCCCACAGCCUGAUCGAGUCCUUCUCCGCCACCCUGGAAGACGUGGCUCAUUCAGAUCUGGUCGUGCACGUGAGAGACGUGAGCCACCCCGAGACGGAGCUGCAGAAAGCCACCGUCCUGGCCGCCCUGCGGGGCCUGCGCCUGCCCGCCCCGCUGCUGGACUCCGUGCUGGAAGUUCAUAACAAGGUCGACCUGGUGCCCGGGUACAGCCCGUCAGGAUCCCAGGCCGUGGCCGUGUCCGCCCUCCUGGGACACGGGCUCCCGGAGCUGAGGGCCCGGCUGGAGGACGCCGUCCUGAGAGCCACAGGGAGACAGGUCCUCACGCUCCGAGUCCGGCUGGCGGGGGCACAGCUGAGCUGGCUGCACCAGGAGGCGACGGUGCAGGACGUGGACGUGAUCCCCGAGGCCGGGGCGGCUGACGUCAGGGUCGUCAUCAGCAGCUCUGCCUACAGCAAGUUCCGGAAGCUCUUCCCGGAGUCAGCCAGCCAGUGAGGGAGCGGAGGCUGUGUGGCCUCAGCACCGCCUCGGGGCGUCCUGCCCACCCCCUCGGGCGCCUUGCUCCCUGCUGGGCCCGGAAGGCUGGUGGCCGCCCCCCUGCGGCCAGAAGUCAAAGGUCAGGUCUCAGGGUGACUCCGCGGGGACGUGCUUGUGACCUGAGCAUGGGUUGCCUUCCACGCUGUUCCAGCUACAGGAUAUUAAAAGCUCUGCUCUUGUGUCUGUAAA
Messenger RNA from Prionailurus viverrinus (fishing cat), 2047 nucleotides. Its product is annotated as putative GTP-binding protein 6. Gene Ontology annotation, molecular function: ribosome binding; GTP binding. The record is from RefSeq and is a predicted model, not a curated record. Lineage: Eukaryota; Metazoa; Chordata; Mammalia; Carnivora; Felidae. Gene Ontology annotation, cellular component: cytoplasm. The transcript is spliced from 12 exons. Bases 17 to 1816 code for a protein of 599 amino acids.